AUGGUUAGACCAUUGCUUAAAAAAUUAUUAGAUAACCAUUUGAAGCUGCAGGAUUACGACGAUCAAACAUUCGAUCAUCCGUCAUCGAUAUUCGAUUUAUUAAACAAUACAAAUGUACAUAAUGCAAAUAUUGUAGAGACACAACGUGAACUAUCACUUCAAAAAAGUGCGCUUCAGUUUCUCUACGGUGAUGAUAGUUCUGAAGCUAACGAUUUAAUGACGGAAUUUCAAAAUUAUUUAGCUGAACCUCAGUUAAAGUUUGAUUUAAAUCCAUUCGAUUGGUGGCAAUCCAGACAAGAAAAAUAUCCAACAAUAGCAAUAUUGGCCAAAAAAUAUUUAUCAAUACCAGCCACUUCAGUGAGUUCCGAGCGAUGUUUUUCAACUUGUGGGAACGUGGUGACUUCUAAAAGAACGUCAUUACUGACAAAAAAUGUCAAUUUGCUGGUUUUCUUGUACCAAAACAGACAUUUAAUACCAUAG
Molecule: messenger RNA, 480 nt
Organism: Macrosiphum euphorbiae (potato aphid)
Lineage: Eukaryota; Metazoa; Arthropoda; Insecta; Hemiptera; Aphididae
Source: the annotation of a GenBank genome assembly